Molecule: messenger RNA, 1141 nt
Organism: Pezoporus flaviventris
Lineage: Eukaryota; Metazoa; Chordata; Aves; Psittaciformes; Psittacidae
Gene: MPHOSPH6
Product: M-phase phosphoprotein 6
Exons: 5
Coding region: 113-622 (169 amino acids)
Biological process (GO): maturation of 5.8S rRNA
Source: RefSeq, a predicted model, not a curated record
GGCACGGAGGGUGGAGCCGAGCCGCCGCCACCGCCUCCUCCUCCCGCUCCUUUUCCGGUGUGUGAGGCCUCCGCAUUACGCGAGCUUGGGGAUCCAGCGCGGCCUGGUGACAAUGCCUGUCGCAAUGACCGGAGAGACGAAGACGAAGCUAUCCAGGAACCUGCUGCGCAUGAAGUUCAUGCAAAAGGGUUUGGAUGCACAAACUAAAAAAGAACUAGAAGAAGAAGAAAAGAAGGUCAUUAGUGACGAGCACUGGUAUCUUGAUGUGCCAGUUAAAAAGGCAAAAGAGAGCUUUAUCGUAGAAGAGCGAAGCUUUGUAGUAUGCGAGGAACUACUUUAUGGCAGGAUGUCCUUCAACGGAUUCAAUCCAGAAAUUGAGAAGUUAAUGAUCCAAAUGAACUGUAAGAAUAAGAAAGAAGAAAUUGAAGUGGAUGAUAAAAUGGAGGCUGAUGUGUCAGAUGCAGAAAUGGCCAGAAGAUACGAAACAUUAGUGGGGACAAUAGGGAAGAAAUUCAUGAGAAGAAGAGACCAGCGUGUAUUAAUGGAUGAAGAAAAUUGUGAGAAUAUUGAGAUAAGGCCUAGCAAAAAAGCUAAGAAAAAGUUCUUAAAACCUCGUGACUGAUACCAGCUGCACAACUGGAGCCAAUAAAAACGUUUUCUACCAAAUACAGUACCACAAACUGAGAUUGUUUGAAGUACUUGCUGUUUAGUGUAAAGGAUAGAUUUGUGAAUCUGAGUCAGUUCUCACUGAAACUUUUACCAUCUGCAUGAAUAAACAUUUUUCAGAGUGGAUGUGUAUUUAAUAGAUGCCGUACAUACUUACCACUCAGCAGCUUCUACUGUGCACUAGUCCCACCAUUCUUUUUAAAUGUGCAUAACUAGAUAAGUGUCACAUUGAAUUGAGAGCAACAUUAUUUACAAUUUAUGGUAACAUCCAAAAGAAGUAUUUGGAGUAAAGCGAUGUCCAAUCCAGUAGGGCAGUUCAGUUUUCACUGCUUUAUUUAUUAUGAAAAUGAAACCUUUGCUGUCUUCAAAUUGAAAGAAGACCUCAGAAACACGUGAACAUGUGUCUUCCUUUUUUUUUUUUUACUAUGCUAUAAAUAAGAUGGGAGAAGAAGAGAAAUAAAAUCAGUUUUGUUUA